CAUCACUGAAAACCUGAAGCGAUCGUUGACAGGCAGGCAGUGAGGAAAGAAGACAUGACGCAGAUACGAGGGUAGCAGCCUGGCUCUGAGGUGGAAUUAUGUGCUUCAAACAGAUCGUAAGGCAUGAAUCAGGUCACAAUUCAUUGGGAUGUGGCAAUAGCUCUCUACAUAUUCUUCAGUUGGUGUCAUGGAGGGAUUACAAAUAUAAACUGCUCUGGACACAUCUGGGUAGAACCUGCCACAAUUUUUAAGAUGGGUAUGAAUAUCUCUAUAUAUUGCCAAGCAGCAAUUAAGAACUGCCAACCAAGGAAACUUUAUUUUUAUAAAAAUGGCUUCAAAGAAAGAUUUCAUAUCACAAGAAUCAAUAAAACAACAGCUCGCCUUUGGUAUAACAACUUUGUGGAGCCACAAGCCUUUGUGUACUGUACUGCUGAGUGUUCCAGGUAUUCUUCAGAGACACUGAUAUGUGGAAAAGACAUUUCUUCUGGAUAUCCACCAGAUGUCCCUGACAAAGUAACCUGUGUCAUUUAUGAAUAUUCAGGCAACAUGACUUGUACCUGGAACCCUGGGAGGCCCACCUACAUAGACACAAAGUAUGUGGUGUACGUGAAGAGUUUAGAGACAGAAGAAGAGCAAGAAUAUCUCACUUCAAGUUUCAUUAACAUCUCCACUGAUUCACUGCAAAAGGGCAAGAAGUAUUUAGUUUGGGUCCAAGCUUCAAAUGUACUGGGCAUGGAGAAGUCGAAACAACUACAAAUUCAUCUGGACGAUAUAGUGAUACCUUCUGCAUCCAUUAUUUCCAGGGCUGAGGAUAUAAAUACUACAGUGUCCAAGACUGUAAUCCACUGGAAUAGUCAAACAUCAAUUGAAAAAGUUUCCUGUGAAAUGAGAUACAAAGCUACAACAAAUGAAACUUGGAAUGUUAAAGAAUUUGACACCAAUUUUACAUACGAGCAACAGUCAGAAUUCUACUUGCAGCCAAAUGCUACAUAUGUAUUUCAAGUGAGAUGUCAAGAAACAGGUAAAAGGUACUGGCAGCCUUGGAGUUCACCCUUUUUUCAUAAAACUCCUGAAAUAGGUCCUCAGGUCACAAUGAAAUCAUUCCAACAUGAUACUCAGAAUUCUGGACUUCUAAUUGCUUCCAUCUUUAAAAAACACCUUACUUCUGACAAAAGGAAACAAGACAUUGGACUUUUAUUGGGAAUGGUCUUCUUUGCUGUUAUGCUGUCAGUUCUAUCUUUGAUUGGGAUAUUUAACAGAUCACUUCGAAUUGGAAUUAAAAGAAGAAUCUUAUUGCUAAUACCAAAGUGGCUCUAUGAAGAUAUUCCUAAUAUGGAAAACAGUAAAGCUGUGAAAAUACUUCAGGAAAAAAAUGAAUUUAUGAGUAACAAUUCCAGUGAACAGGUCCUAUAUGUUGAUCCGGUGAUUACAGAGAUAGAAAUCAUUCUCCCAGAAGAAAAACCCAUGGGCUACAAGAAAGAAAACAAUACAGGAUGCCUGGAGAGAAAAGAGAGCCUGGAGAAGUCACUACUCACCAACACUACAGUUGUAUAUAUUCCUGAUCUCAACACUGGGUAUAAACCCCAGAUUUCAAGUUUUCUCCCUGAGGGAAACCAUCUCAGCAAUGAUGAUGAAACAGCUUCCUCAACUCUGGAACUACCAGCUGACUCCUUAAACAUGGGAAACAAUGCCAGGUUUAAAAAAUAUCCUGAUUUUGCUUUUUCUGUCUCAAGUACAAAUUCACUAAGUAACACACUCUUUCUUGAAGGAUUAAGCCUCAUUUUAAAUCAAGGAGAAUGCAGUCCUCCGGACAUGCAAAACUCGAUAGAGGGGGAAACUGCCAUGCUUCUGGAAGAUGCAUCACUGAAUGAAACUAUUCCAGAACAAACCCUGCUGCCUGAUGAAUUUGUCUCCUGUUUGGGGAGCAUGAACAAAGAGUUGCCAUCUAUUGAUUCUUACUUUCCACAAAAUAUUUUGGAAAGCCACUUCAAUAGGAUUUCAUUCUUAGAAAAGUAGAUUUGUGUAGUCAAAAGCUGCCUUGCAAUCUGAAGAGGGCUCUCUCUCUCAACACAGAUUUAAUUCUGCCCAAUUUUUUCUUAUUAGAGAAUCAAGAUUCAAAGAUGAAACAUACUUCAUGACCACAAAAGCAGCAGAAAUAUUAGAGAAGACUUCUAUAUUUUAAAAAAUGUUUCAACUAUAUCUUUUAAAAAUUUUCCUUAUUGCAAGGCACUAAACAGAUCUCUCUGUAUGAAGGAUAAAUAAUGCAAAAUACAUGGUAAUGAAAUAAAUGCUGAAAAUAGUUUUUUAAAAUCGAACUAUUAGUAUUUGCUUACAAGAGGAAAAACACCUUUAACUUUCAUUUUAUUACUUAGUAGAUAAAAAUAUAGCCCACAAACAACAAAACAAGUAAGGGAUGGAAACAGAGGAACAAUUAAUUACAUGUUUACUGUGUUGUCGUUUUUUUUCCUACUACUUUCUAUUCAGGUAUUAAGAAUGUGAUCUUCCUUGUUUUGAUUUUGAAGUGAGAGAGUUGUAAACAGUGAUGUGUGGAAAUCAUGAGGUGGUUGUCUUCGUUCUAGUUAAGAGUGACGACAUUCUUCUGUGGUGUAGCUGAUGUGCUAAUUACACUGUAAUAGACUUAUUCAGGUAGAAGAAGCAGGAUCAACAAGGUGUGAUUAUUUCUUUUGUAUUGGAUGUCUGCCAGAAAAUUAUUGUAAAAACAGGUGUGUUUCCAAAUCUGGGAUGGCAAUACUUGCCACACCUGUCACUGCCCCAUAGUCCAUGUCUCCUAUAAACACCAUUAAGACAUCACCACAUGCCUUGCUGCUGGCCCUAAGGUGACCUCAGAAUCCUCUCAACACAGGACUCCUGAUGAACACAGCCAAUAAGGGCUGGGGCUGGCAGUGAGCUUUCUGCCAACCAGGUCAACACUGGAAGUGGGUAAUCGUAAAAACACAAAAUGCAUAUUUUUAAGCUGAGAAAUGGUACCCAGCAGACUUUUCUAUUAUGGUUAAUUUUUACAUCAAGGGGAAAUUUUUUCUAAUGAUCAGAGCCAUUUGAAAAUUGAGCAGAUUACCGAUUGAACUUCUCUUCCUCUUCUAACAGUUGUCAAUGAUAAUUUAUAUUCAGAUUAAAUAGUUUAAUUCUACUGUGCUGCUGCUGCUAAGUCGCUUCAGUCGUGUCCGACCCUUGCGACCCCAUAGAUGGCAGCCCACCAGGCUCCCCCGUCCCUGGGAUUCUCCAGGCAAGAACACUGGAAUGGGUUGCCAUUUCCUUCUCCAAUGCAUGAAAGUGAAAAGUGAAAGUGAAGUCACUCAGUUGUGUCCGACUCUUAGCGACCCCAUGGACUGUAGCCCUCGAGGCUCCUCCGUCCAUGAGAAUUUCCAGGUAAGAGUACUGGAGUGGGUUGCUUUUGCCUUCUCCUUAAUUUUACUGUACCAAAGCAGUUAAUCAAAAAAGGACCAGUGUUCAGCAUAUUGAGCAAGCUAGUUUGUUUUGUAUUGGCUUUUGAAAAAAAAAAAAACCCAAAGUAGUUUUGACAUUAGAUGUCCCCAUGAGGAGGAUGACCAAAUAUCCUGGUUUAUCCUGGCUUUUGUUAAUUGUGACCAGUGUGCCCUUUCCUUCUCAGAAGUAUCCCUUUGGAUGAUAAAUCAUUUGGUCAUUCGUCAUUCUAUUUAUGAAAACU
Messenger RNA from Dama dama (fallow deer), 3685 nucleotides. RefSeq names its product interleukin 23 receptor (gene IL23R). The record is from RefSeq and is a predicted model, not a curated record. The transcript has 11 exons. NCBI's taxonomy places the organism in Eukaryota, Metazoa, Chordata, Mammalia, Artiodactyla, Cervidae. Bases 124 to 2016 code for a protein of 630 amino acids. Gene Ontology annotation, biological process: cytokine-mediated signaling pathway. Gene Ontology annotation, cellular component: external side of plasma membrane. Gene Ontology annotation, molecular function: cytokine receptor activity; protein binding.